Chenopodium quinoa (quinoa) is the source of this 1979-nucleotide messenger RNA. Its product is annotated as glutamyl-tRNA(Gln) amidotransferase subunit C, chloroplastic/mitochondrial-like. The record is from RefSeq and is a predicted model, not a curated record. NCBI's taxonomy places the organism in Eukaryota, Viridiplantae, Streptophyta, Magnoliopsida, Caryophyllales, Amaranthaceae. The coding region runs from base 1139 to 1576 and encodes 145 amino acids. Gene Ontology annotation, biological process: regulation of translational fidelity; glutaminyl-tRNAGln biosynthesis via transamidation. Gene Ontology annotation, cellular component: chloroplast. Gene Ontology annotation, molecular function: glutaminyl-tRNA synthase (glutamine-hydrolyzing) activity. The transcript is spliced from 6 exons.
UGAUUAGAUUCUAUAUCAGAUUAUCAGCACUUUGAUGUAUGUUGCAGACUUGCAGUUUAAAUGUUUAAUUAUCAAAAUUAUCAGAUUAUCUGUAUGAGUUGUUUUUUUUUUUUUUUUUGGGUGAAAUUUCUUGAUUUUAUAUUGUGGGUGUUUCAGGAGAGCUGAUAAAUCAUAAAUGUGAUAAUUUGAUUGUUUUCUGUAUUAUUUACUGGGCUCUGAUUUAGCCGAUUUAGAGCUUGAAUGUUGUGAUUUGUGAAUGUGAGUUGUGGCUGGAUAUUUGACUAUUUGAGCCCUAUUAUAGUCUUUAUAGAUUUAUAGUAUUAUUUCUGUUUAAUUGGUAAAUGAUAAUAGUUGUCCAACCUUCUUAUUAGCUAUUGAGAAUGGUGAUUUUGUUGUUUUGGGUUUGAAAUUUAGUGGGGAAUCGCUAAUUUGGAGAUUUGGGGUUGAAGGGUGGACUGAAAUUGAGGUUAAUGGGCUUUCUUUUGAUGAUAUUAUUAGUUUUAAUAACCUUGAGAGAACCCUUCUUGUAUGAUUUAUCUAAUUCAACCUUUAACUUCAAUUUCAGAAUGAAAAGAAAAACAACUCGAGAUAUUUCAAGUUUUUUUACUAGAAAAGUGUCUACUCUAAAUCCUCCUCCUCCACAAAAUGAUCCUCCUCCUCCACAAAAUGAUUUACCUUCUCAAGAAAGUGAACCAAGUACUCCUUUACAUCAUGCAAGUGAACAACAUUCUUCCCCAUCUCACAAUUUCCCUCAAUAUGAAGAUGGGCAAUCUUUUCCCCAAGGUGGUUCGGAUCCUAGUGCUCAAUUUGUUUUACAAUGUUACCAUGGAUGAUAUUGUAAAUCGUUAUCAAAAUAUGAAAACUCGUCGAGAGCAAUUGUAAUAAAAUUAGUAAUUUUUUAGUCGUAAUACGAAUUUGCAUUACUUUAUAAAAUGAACUUUUUUAUGUUUUUUUUUUCAUUAUACAAGUUUUGACUAUUUUUUGAUACUUUAUGCGGUCGAUGGACGAUGAUGGGACAACCUGUUAAUCAAAUCCUGGAUCCGCCACUGGUUACUUGUUGGCUCUUUACAAUUAUAAUAAUGCUAGGGGGUGGGUGAGGCAUCAAUUCACAAACUAGCGGUGUUGAAGAAAAGAGUGCAUGCAAAUGGCAAGCUGCUACAGCACAGCAAUGGUUGCAUUUAGAACAGGAACAAACAUGCUAGUUGGUAGUACGAGAAGCACUACUGCAAUUCCUAGUUUGCUCAUAAAGAAGCGAGAAAGAUGUAAUUACUCUAUUAAAUCUUCCUCUUUUGAUCCACCUGAUGUGGGUCGGUUGGCUGAAACUGCUCGUAUCUCUCUCACCCCCCAGGAGGUUCAAGAAUUUGGUCCUAAAAUUCAGCAAGUCGUUGAGUGGUUUGGACAACUUCAAGCUGUUGAUCUUGAAAGUAUUGAGCCAUCCAUUCGUUCAGAAAUUGAUGGUGACAAUUUACGGGAAGACAUCCCUCAAACAUUUGACAAUAGAGAAGCUAUUAUAGCUGCAAUUCCCAGUUAUGAGGAACCAUACAUCAAGGUGCCGAAAAUUUUGAACAAAGAGUAACAGCAGAUAAGUUUUUUUUGUAUCAAGAAUCUUCUGAAGAUGUUCAACGAUUUUAGGAAGAACAAAAUCGAAACUAGGAAUGAAAUGCUUCAACUUGUAGUUAUUGCCACAGUAGUGGCCUGUCUGUGUUUUGGCUGAAUUCAAGAAAUUCAGAUCUCUAGGGAGUCAUUGUAAUCUGUCUAAGAGUGAAUCCACCUGUAAAAUGUGAAGACCAUCUUUUUUCCAAAACCAGUGUAGUUUCAGCUUGUGAUUAUGAAGCUGUGAUUUCCUUUCCCGUUGUCAAUCUAGUAUUGACUCUGGCUGUGAAAUCUUUAAAAUUGUUUUCUUCAUUUUGUACGUUGAUUUUUUUUACUGAAAAAUCUAUAGUUCAGUACCACAAGUUUAUGGACUCUGGCUAUGCUCA